Molecule: messenger RNA, 1568 nt
Organism: Micropterus salmoides (largemouth bass)
Lineage: Eukaryota; Metazoa; Chordata; Actinopteri; Centrarchiformes; Centrarchidae
Gene: taz
Product: tafazzin
Exons: 13
Coding region: 187-885 (232 amino acids)
Biological process (GO): inner mitochondrial membrane organization; cardiolipin acyl-chain remodeling
Cellular component (GO): mitochondrial membrane
Molecular function (GO): 1-acylglycerophosphocholine O-acyltransferase activity
Source: RefSeq, a predicted model, not a curated record
UCUCAAAAACUACAAUACCUAUAAUUCAGGUGCGUGACUUUCACUUCCGGGGUCGUUGACCAUCAGCCUGUCAGCAGGAGAAAGAUGUGUCCUUGAGCAAGACUCUGAACCCCAAAUUUCUCCCGAUGUUGUGUACGCAUGGGGAAAAAAAUGUGUUAUUGGAUGUAGUGUCCCUGGAGUGCUGCGAUGCCGCUGGAGGUAAAAUGGCCGUUCCCACAGUGCCCGGCUUUGGCGUGGAGAAUCUCCAGCUCACUGAUCAUGGGCAUGGUGGGCUCCUAUUCCUACUUCUGGACCAAGUACAUGAACUGCUUGACGGUCCACAACCACAAGGUUUUGUUUGAUCUGAUUGACCAGAGGCCCUCGGACUCACCCCUCAUCACUCUAUCCAAUCACAAGUCUUGUAUGGAUGACCCCCAUAUCUGGGGCAUACUGAAGCUCAGGCAUUUGUGGAACUUCAACAAGAUGCGGUGGACUCCAACAGCAGCUGACAUCUGUUUCACGAAAGAGCUGCACUCACGAUUCUUCAGCCGUGGAAAGUGUGUUCCCGUCUGCAGAGGCGAUGGUGUUUAUCAGAAAGGCAUGGAUUUUAUUCUGGAGAGGCUGAACAGAGGAGAAUGGGUGCACAUUUUUCCAGAAGGCAAAGUCAACAUGACUGAAGAAUGCAUACGGUUAAAAUGGGGUGUGGGCCGGCUAAUAGCAGAGUGCUCCCUUAAUCCUAUUAUCCUGCCGCUCUGGCAUGAGGGUUUGAGUGACGUUCUGCCAAAUAGGACGCCCUACGUUCCUCGGAUUGGCAAGAGAAUCACAGUCUUGGUGGGGAAACCGUUCAGUGUGAAAGACAUCGUUGAAACCCUUCGAGCCGAAAACAAGAGCCAGUUUCAGCUCUAGUUGGCAUUACUGGUUACCGUUAUGUUGGAAAUGAGGAAGACCUUGACUGAUUUCAUCCAGGGGGAGUUUUGGAGCCUGAAAGCCCAGGCCGAGGCCCUCCACGGGCAGACCAAGUCCUGAGUCCCAGCCUUCCUGCUACACUUCUCCCCUCCAACAAGACUGAAGCCAAUACCUUUACUCCUGGAAGCCCUCCUACACACAGGACUGUCUGUGACUACUUUUUUUUUUGGUAUCCACUCCCUUUCUUUUCUCUGCUGGAUCACACACCUCCACACUGCAAUGUCAUCGAGUUUCAACAAGCUUAGGAACGUUUUUGGGAGAAUGUAUGCAAGUUGUGUUUUGCUGAUUCAACAGAAAUGCCAUUACAUUUUGUUUUUAUUCAAAGCUGCAAAUACAUCAUCCAGUUGCUGCAAUCCACAGCCACCCAAAGCAGGACAAUAGAUAAAAAAAAAUAGAUUGAUGGAUGAACUACAAUCGAUGCUGUGUGACUUUUUAAGCAGCCAUUUCUACAGUUGAUUGGGCAUUAAAUAUCAUUCAUAUAUCUCAUUUAACUGGUAAUUUGAGCUUCUCCGCUUUGUUUCAGUUAUUAUCCCACUGGUACCAUCAACACAGCCAAGUGUCGGAGGAAUGAUGCACAUUUUGGAUGAUUUCAUGCCUCACAAAUUACAUGCAGUGCCAAUGCA